GUUCUUAUCAAUGUUAGCAAAUUAAGGCAGAUUGAGGUUCAUUUGCUAUACAUCAACGACCAUGGCUGUGAGCAUUCCGGCAAGCGUGUCACCGUCCACGGAGCAGUUGCUUCCACAGUCAGCACAACAUCUGCACUGCUUCAUUUUGCAGUAGAUUUUCAUUCCCAGUUGUUCAGAUUACGGGAAGUUCUCUGUGCUCCACUUACUGAGAAUCCGAUAGCUGUCACAAGCCACUCUGUUGUUUACCGUACCUUUUCGCAAUUCCCUGCCGCCUGCUAUAGCAGACAAAUUCCUGCCGAGAGAGCUAGACAUUACCAUCAAGCCUUUAUUGGAUCUUUUUUUGAGUAUGAGCCUCUUCAAAACAUUCAGGUAAGGCAUCCCCACCUUUCCCGCUGCCUCUCUGUGCUUGCGCCAUCCAGCUCGAAAAUCGUUCUCGUCUCUGAAUACUAUGAGAAAGGAACACUGCUCGAACUGAUUCUGAGAGAACAACGGUUAAAAGAGGUUCCACAAGGAGUGCGCAUGUUUCGUCAACUUAUGGAAGCUGUCCACUACCUGCACGAAAGGAAUAUUGUCCAUCGAGACAUUAAACUCGAGAAUAUACUCAUUGACGCAAAUGGCGACGCUAAACUGGCCGACUUCGGAUUCGCCCGAUUUAUCGCUCGUCGAGAGAGGUCACGGUCUUUUUGUGGCACGAGACCAUAUUCUGCUCCGCAAAUAACGGUUUACAAACCCUAUGACUCGUACGCAGCGGACUGGUACGCUCUUGGAAUCGUUCUGUACACUAUGCUUGUAGGAAAAUGGCCAAAGGAUAAUCCGCCCAAUGUGCCAAGAACAACACUUUCGUUUCCGGAUUCUAUACCGUCUGCGCCAUGUCGCCGACUCAUCGCUUCCUUAUUGGAA
This is a messenger RNA of Ostertagia ostertagi, 900 nucleotides long. The record is from the annotation of a GenBank genome assembly. NCBI's taxonomy places the organism in Eukaryota, Metazoa, Nematoda, Chromadorea, Rhabditida, Trichostrongylidae.